Molecule: messenger RNA, 2592 nt
Organism: Debaryomyces tyrocola
Lineage: Eukaryota; Fungi; Ascomycota; Pichiomycetes; Serinales; Debaryomycetaceae
Source: the annotation of a GenBank genome assembly
AUGGCACCUCGAAUGAGACGUCGUAUCACUUCCGCAAAGAGGGAAGAGAUUGAAAAACAACAGAAAGCGUUAUCACAAGCAAUUGUGAGACCGUUUGAGGUCCUUUCUGGGUUACCUCUAUCUUAUAAUCCACCGCCGAAUGGUCAUUACGAAGAUGUUCUAAAGAAUCCACUCACAACAAAAGAUACAGGAGUUCUUUAUAGAUCACUUAUGAAGUCUAGAUUAAGCUAUAUGAAUAUUGGACCUAUGUUUAAAUUAUACUGGUUAAAACAAAGUUCAUAUGCAAAGAAGAUGCAACAAUUGGAUCAAGAAAAAAGUACUCAUAAGACGCAAAAAGAAGAUAAGUCAUCAGAAAGGGUUCCUAUAUUGGGAAAUGAUGUAAGUGCAAGGGAUGUAAUGGUGAAGUUAUGCGAUGCGUCGCUUAGUAUGGGGCCCCAUAAAUUUGAAAUACGAUUAUUCAUUGCCAAAGACGAAAGGUCCGAAAAAAAUGCCAAGAAGAAGGAGGACGAGGAGGAGGAUAAAGUGAAAAAAGACCUGAAUGCUAAUCAAGAGUUGGUCAGUGAAAAUGAAAAACCGAUAACUGAGACGACAUCAAACCCAACUGAUGCGGAUGAUAAAAUAAAAGAGAAAUCUGCUGAGACUAAUGCAUUGAGUCCCUCAGAGGGACUGAAAAAAUCAGCAGCGGAUGAUGUGCCUGCUACCGUAGAAGGCACAAUAGAAGGAAUAGAUAAUGAAUCUAAAGAAAACAUCUCUAAAAGCUCAGAAGCCCCGCAAUCAACGACCAAUGAGACGCAUAAUACAUCAACGAACAAUAAUGAGUCAAACACUGAACAAGAAAUUAAUGAUACAGACGGGCUACCAAAAGGAGAAGAUCGAUCGAAGACAAAAUCUACACCAAGUAAUAAACCUGACACUUCAAGUUCCAAAGAAAGUGGAAGUGGUUCAGAUAAGAAGGCUUCAGUAGGCGACUCUGAGAAGCUAGACAAAGAUGAAACGCAAAAUAAAGAUAGCUCUAGUGGUUCAAAUAACAAUGAAAACAAAUCGAAGAACCAGAAUGUUUCGAAUCCAGCUUCCACUACUGAAGAUUCACAUACAUCCAGCAAUUCGCAAGCCGCUACUCUGGUACAGCAACCAUCAGUUGUGCAUAAUUCAUCCAUGCCUCAAUCUUCUGUUUCCACAUCCCAAAAUCCGUCACCUACACCUCCGGCAGUCUCAAAUACUAAAAAUGAUCCAAAUAGCAUGCAAUCCAUAGAAAAUACAAUAAUGAUAGCGAAUUUGAACACAAUUGCUAGAGUGGACCAGUCUUUAAAUGCGUUGAUGAAAAUAGUUGCUCUGGGGAACGCAUCACCUCAACAAAUCAUAACAUUUCAGGGUUAUAUACAAAGGGCCAGAGAAAUGGGACCACAACCACAUCAUGCAUACCUAUUCCCAAACGGAAUACUUCCAAAUCAAAGACCUAAAAAACUACCGAAAGAUAAAAAACCCCCUAAAGAAAAGAAGCCACCAAAACCAAAAGUGCCGAAAGAUCAAAAAUUAACUGCAUUUCAAGAAAAAUAUUUGACGGACGCAACAUUAUUAUUUGAAUUUGUAGAAAAUGCAAAUGUGAGAUAUAUGCUACCACAAGAAGCAGUAUGUGAGGUGUUACCACCUGCAACAUAUAAUGCCGAAGAACCUGAUAACAAGGACAUUUUAGUAAGCUUUUUAUGGAUUCAUAAUCAAAAUGAAGUUGACAAUUACAACCAGAAAUUAAAUGAAUAUGAAGACUUUAAGAAAAAAGAACAAGAAGAAUUGAACAAGGAUAAGUCAAAGAAAGAGGAAGAAUUGAAAAGCAUACAACAGAAAGGGGAAAGCGAGCGAAACGAAGGACAAAAGGAUGAUCAUCAACCAGAGAAUGAACAGAAACCGGAUGAUAUACAGGAAAAUGAACAAAAACUGAACGGUGAACAGAAAGCACCCAAUGAGGAUAAAACAGAUGUGAAACAAGAGGAUCAAAAUAAUGAAGGUGGGGCAAUAAAGCCAGGUAGAAGGCCCCCUCCCAGAAAGGGACGUAGAAGAAGGGGUGGCCCUGUUUCCAACAAGAAGGUAGUAUCUAAGAAAAUUGAAUGUCCAGUUGAACCUGAAAUCAAGUAUACCGCCCUUUCAUUUACGAUCCAUGGGAUCCCUUCAAGAUAUGUUCCAAUUAUAGCGAAUAGUUUUAAAAAACUUGAAGAUGUGCAAGAGCGUAUGUCUUAUAUCUUGAAAAAUGGUACUCGAACUGCCAGUUUUUAUCUAUGGUAUCAAGUUGACGGUAAGCUAGACGAAUCGAUCGCAGAAGAUGUACGUGGUCAAUUAAACCACGAAGAAAAGAAAAUGCAAGGUGUUACAAGUACUCAGAGUUCUACCUCUAGUGCAAAAAAACGUAAACAAAAAGAAAAGGGGUCUGAACCAAAACCAAAGAAAAAUAAAACUGAACUAGCAGUUCCAACGUCAGGUCCGGUUCCAGCUACAAUGUUGAGUGAAAACCAAAAUCAUAACCCUUGCUCAGAAACUAAUUCUGCUGAUAAGAAGCCAUCCACUGAUGGAUUUAAGAGCGAAACUUCCUUGGCUACAUAA